CGGUGUAUUAUUAUUUUGUUCCCUUUGCUAACAAAAAAACUCAAGUUUUUUACUGCUGGGUGGCUCUAAGAGAUACGGAGAUUGACGUGUCUACAUACCCAUCCAUCACUAGGCAUACUCAGUUUCUAUAUAUUUUCAAAACUCAAAAGGAAUUACAUACCAAGAUUAUUUUGUUUACACUCUACACAUACACCAUGAGACAUACCACUUUCAAUAUUAUGCUACUGCUUCUUUUUCUUCUCGUUAUAUGCAGAUUUGAGUGUUGUUACUCAAAUGAUAAUUCAGGUUGCCUUGAAGGGGAGCGGAUUUCUCUUCUCCAAUUUAAGAAAAGUCUGGUUGAUAGAUCAAAUCGUCUCUCCUCAUGGACCGGUCUUGAUUGUUGCAAAUGGAAGGGAGUGUCUUGUAGCUCAACAACUGGCCAUGUCCUAAAGCUUGAUUUACAGAACCUGCAAGCAACAUAUGAUGAUAUUGGGAGAUACUGGGACAAUUCAUACUAUUGCAACAAUUGCUUGGAAGGUGAGAUAAAUCAAUCUCUUAUCAACUUAACACAUUUGGAUUAUCUUGAUCUAAGUUUGAACAAUUUUUCUGCAAUCAAAAUUCCUGAAUUCUUGGGAUCCUUCAAAAACUUGAAGUAUCUUAACCUCUCGAGUUCGGGUUUUGUGGGAAGCAUUCCAACUCAUCUUGGAAAUCUUUCAAGUUUAGAGCAUCUCGACAUAGGAAUACAUGAAGUGGAUGGACCUAAUUUUAAUAAUUUGGCUACAAAUAACCUGGAUUGGUUGUUUGGUCUUUCUUCUCUAAGAACUCUUGACAUGUCUGGGAUUUCCAUUGGGCAUAGUGAAAAUUGGCUAAACCCAAUCAACAAGCUCGUGUCUUUAGCUUCUUUAAACUUGGCUUUUUGCAAUCUUGGCACAACCAAUCCUCUUUCACAUGUUAACUCCACUACUGCUCUUGUUUGGCUUAAUCUGUAUGAGAAUUAUUUGGAUUCUACAAUCCUUUUUUGGUUAUCUAAUCUCACCAGCCUAGAGUAUCUCAGUCUAGGUUGAAAUCAUAUUAAUUCUCGUUUGCCAGAUAUGUUUGAGCACUUGGCCUCUUUAAAGGUUGUUGACCUUGCUGAAAAUUCCCUUACUGGCACAAUAACUCCAUUGUGUAAGAUUCACAAUUUGAUUGACAUGGAACUCAGCGGAAAUGAUUUUCAAGGUUUAAUUCCCAAUUGUCUUGGAAACUUGACUUCAUUCAUCUCUCUACAGCUAGCUUACAAUCAGUUUGAAGGUUCAAUUCCAAAUAGCCUAAGUCAUCUUUGUAGAUUACAACUGCUUGAUUUACGUGGCAAUAAAUUGACAGAUUUUACUACAGUUUUAUCUGGCUGCCUCUUAAGUAGUUUGAGAACACUGUGCUUAGAUGGAAACAAUUUUAGUGGUCAACUUCCAAAAGGGCUGUACGAGUAUAGGAAUCUGGAAUACCUUUCACUCUCUUCAAAUUCCUUCUCUGGUACAAUAGCUGAGUCACUUGGAAAUUUAUCAACGUUGCAGUAUUUGCUUAUUCCUGAUAAUAAGUUUAGUGGCAGCGUUCCCUUGAACCUUGGACAACUUUCCAACCUUGAAAGUGUAGAUAUAUCUGGUAAUUCAUUUACAGGUGUUCUCUCAGAAUUUCACUUUUCAAAACUUAAUAAGCUCGUAGUCUUGGACAUAUCUGGAAAUUUAUUUGUUUGGAAUGUAAGCUCUGUUUGGAUUCCUCCUUUUCAACUUCUAACCAUUGAAAUGGAUUCCAUUAUAAUGGGUCCUGAUUUCCCUCAUUGGCUUCGUACCCAAAGGAAUGUUCAGAUUUUAUCCAUGCGUCAUCACAAAUGCUAUCCCUGAUUGGUUUUGGGAUUUCUCUUGGAAUUGCGGAGUGAUAGAGCUCUCUCAAAAUGGUAUAAGUGGAAAUCUUCCCUUGAAACCCCAUGUUGGGGUUGAAAGUUAUAUGAAAGUUGAAUAUCUUUUACUUUCAAAUAAUCAAUUGACGAGUGAAAUCCCCAGGUGGUUAUGCAAUUUAAAAGAUUUAGACCAACUUGAUCUUUCAACAAAUAAGUUAUCUGGGAAGAUACCUUUAUGCUUUGGAAAGCUGCAGAACUUAAUUGUUCUUGAUUUGGGAAAUAACAAUCUAUGUGGCCACAUUCCGAUUUCACUGGGAUCUCUAUAUCAUCUCCAAUCUCUGCACUUGCCAAACAACAAACUGGAAGGGGAAGUCCCUUCAAGUUUGCAGAACUUAAGAAACUUAGGAGUCUUGGAUUUAAGUGAAAAUGAAUUAACAGAUGUUAUCCCUCCAUGGAUUGGGGAAAAGUUAUCAAAUAUGGGAUUUCUUAUACUUCAUGCAAAUCAUUUCUAUGGGGAUAUUCCAUUGCAAUUGUGUCAAUUGCAAAAUCUUCAAUUGUUGAAUUUGGCAAAUAAUAACAUGUCUGGAUAUAUCCCUCAUUGUUUUGACAACCUAACAGGAAUGGUUACUGAAGGCAACUUAGAGUAUGGUUAUACCGGGAUUGGCUCAAUAGGGUAUGGAGAUGAAAUUUUUGAAGAUAUAAAAGGAUUAAAGUUGCAGUAUAAUAAAACCCUUCGAUUUUUGAGGUCCAUGGACCUUUCAUGGAACCACUUAGUUGGAAUGAUCCCAGUGGAGUUAACAAGUUUGCAUGCAUUAAAGAAUUUGAAUCUUUCUAGAAAUCAUCUAAGUGGUGCUAUCCCUGCAAGUAUUGGCAAUUUGAGCAACAUUGAAUCUCUUGAUUUAUCAAGGAAUCUGCUUUCCGGUCGCAUUCCUCCAAGCUUAUCAUCUUUGAACUUUUUGAGUUACUUAAACUUGUCAUUCAACAAUUUGUAUGGAAGAAUACCAUCAGGAAAUCAACUUCAAACCCUCAUUGAGCCAUCCAUUUAUAUUGGCAAUGAAGGAUUGUGUGGCGCCCCACUUCCGAAAAGUUGCGGCCCUACUCCUAAAGCAUCUUCCGUUGAUCAACAUACAGAAACAAGUGGUGAUAACCAUGAGUUUAUAAUGUGGUUUUAUGCUGGUUUGGGGCCUGGUUUCUUUGUUGGAUUCAUUGGAGUGCUAAGCAUUUUACUUUUCAAGAGAUCUUGGCGUUUUGCGUACUUCAAGUUCUUGGAGAUGGCUUACAAUAACAUAUUAUACAAGAAUUUCAUUAGAAGGUGUUGAUGUUAGUACUAGAUUACGAGUGUCUGUUAGUUCAUCGUAUUUGGGCUUCUUGUACGUGGUAUAUCAAUGCCGGUGUUGAUACCUAAUGCAAAUGCAAAGAAGUGAUUAUGAACUCGUCGUAUUUGUUUAAUUUGGUUUUAUCAAGGUUUAGAUUAAGUUGAAAGAGGCACAGACUAUCGCAUCUAUAUGCUAUAGGUGUUGAUCUUAUUUGUUGUUUAUGUGUUUUGGACUACCUUUUAUGGUAAUGUUCUUUGUUUUGUUUUUUUUUUUUUUUUGUAUGUUGCUUCUUAUCUAAUGAAGGUUGUAGUGAUGAGAUUUGAAGUUGAUGUUUGUCUUGAGC
This is a messenger RNA of Ipomoea nil (Japanese morning glory), 3511 nucleotides long. RefSeq names its product receptor-like protein 12. NCBI's taxonomy places the organism in Eukaryota, Viridiplantae, Streptophyta, Magnoliopsida, Solanales, Convolvulaceae. The record is from RefSeq and is a predicted model, not a curated record. The transcript is spliced from 3 exons. Bases 1813 to 3171 code for a protein of 452 amino acids. Gene Ontology annotation, molecular function: protein binding.